Messenger RNA from Pteropus alecto (black flying fox), 3132 nucleotides. It is a transcript of the gene SLC26A11, whose product is annotated as solute carrier family 26 member 11. The transcript is spliced from 14 exons. Gene Ontology annotation, molecular function: secondary active sulfate transmembrane transporter activity. Gene Ontology annotation, biological process: transmembrane transport. The coding region runs from base 764 to 2683 and encodes 639 amino acids. NCBI's taxonomy places the organism in Eukaryota, Metazoa, Chordata, Mammalia, Chiroptera, Pteropodidae. Gene Ontology annotation, cellular component: membrane. The record is from RefSeq and is a predicted model, not a curated record.
GGGCGCCUCCCACGGGGACCCCCGCUCCCUACCCACCGCGUCCCCAUCGAGGUCCCUGCCGCCCUCGGCCUUGCUGGGGCCGGUGGGCCGCGGACCGUCUCCCAGUGUGGAGUCCCCACCCUUAGACGCCACGGUCCCGGACAAGGCCUUCGCGGGUGGGGGCCGCGUUCGAUCCUGAGUGGCCCCGCCAGGCGGUGGGGCGGGGUGGGGGUGGUCCGGGACCGGCUCUGCGCGCUGGGUCCGCCAGGGCACUGGAGGAUGCUGCGCCCUCAGAAUUAGUGGAGGGGCCUCGGACGUUCUCCCAGAACCAACUAGAACCCGUGGGGACCCUCUAGGGAUGCCAUAGGUGGAGGCUGGAGUAGGACACGGCCUCAGGAUGGGAAACACCCCCCCACACACCAGUGCCGGAGUGGGUGGAGCCCACCCUGGUGCACAGUCGGAAAGCCCGGAGAGGAGACACCUGGGCUUGGGGCAGGUGGGAUUCUGGGAGAGCAGCGAGCAGGGGCCGGAAGGGCACGGGAAGGGGACGCCACCUUUUGCACAGGUUGUUGGCUUCCUCUCUCAGACCAGCAAGGUGGGCAGACUUAACCCAUCUGGCUCAGAUGCCACCCCACUGGGAUGGGAGGAGAUGGAUCUUUCCUGAUGUCCCUGCCCUCCCCCUUGAAGCCCAGACCCUGAUUGCUGGUCUCUGUCCCCUACGCCCAGCACAGGCACAUCAUCAUCUGUGAAGGCGCUGGGUCAGGCCAGGCCCUUGGGGGCCGGCAUGGCCCCAAUGUCCUGCUGCUGCUCCCCUGCGGCCGUGCGGAGGCGGCUGCCCGUCCUGGCCUGGCUGCCCAGAUACUCCCUGCAGUGGCUGAAGAUGGACCUCAUCGCUGGCCUCUCGGUUGGGCUCACGGUCAUACCCCAGGCACUGGCCUAUGCUGAGGUGGCUGGGCUCCCACCCCAGUACGGCCUUUACUCUGCCUUCAUGGGGUGCUUUGUGUAUUUGAUCCUGGGCACCUCCCGGGAUGUGACUCUGGGCCCCACAGCCAUCAUGUCCCUCCUGGUCUCCUCCUACACCUUCCACGAGCCUGCCUAUGCUGUUCUGCUGGCCUUCCUGUCGGGCUGCAUCCAGUUAGCCAUGGGCUUCCUGUGCUUGGGGCCGUCCCUGCGGAGGUGGGAAGGGGGAACCCUAGCCUCAUCUCCUGCUCUCCGAACCAGCCCAAGCAGGGCGUGUGGCCCGCCGGUCCUUAGCCCCAGCCCCACGCAUGCCACCUCUCCCAGCCCACGGUCCCCCGUGGCUUCUGGGAUCAGCUCAGUGUGCUCCCUGUUGGCCGGCCAGGGUUCCUGCUGGAUUUCAUCUCCUGCCCAGUCAUCAAAGGUUUCACCUCCGCUGCCGCCAUCACCAUCGGCUUCGGGCAGGUCAAGAACCUGCUGGGACUGCGCGACGCCCCCAGGCAGUUCUUCCUGCAAGUGUAUCACAUCCUCCGCAAUGUCGGGGACACCAGCUCGCAAUGCCCUGGUGGUCUCCUUUGCUGCCCUGGUCGCGUACUCCUUUGAAGUGACCGGACACCAGCCUUUCAUUCUAACCGGGAAGAUAGUCGAGGGGCUCCCUCCAGUCCAGGUCCCUCCUUUCUCAGUGACCACUGCCAACAGGACAGUCUCCUUCGCCGAGAUGGCACAGGAUAUGGGGGCUGGGCUGGCCGUGGUGCCCCUGAUGGGUCUGCUGGAGAGCAUCGCGGUGGCCAAAUCCUUUGCGUCCCAAAAUAAUUACCGCGUCGAUGCCAACCAGGAGCUGCUGGCCAUCGGCCUGACCAACGUGCUCGGCUCCUUCGUCUCUUCAUACCCGGUCACGGGCAGCUUUGGACGGACAGCCGUGAACGCGCAGUCGGGGGUGUGCACCCCAGCGGGGGGCCUGGUGACGGGAGUUCUGGUGCUGCUGUCGCUGGGCUGCCUGACCUCGCUCUUCCCCUACAUCCCCAAGGCGGCCCUGGCGGCCGUCAUCAUCAUGGCUGUGGCCCCCCUGUGCGACCCCAGGAUCGUCAGGACGCUCUGGCGUGUGAAGAGGCUGGACUUGCUGCCCCUGUGCGUGACGUUCCUGCUGUGCUUCUGGGAGGUCCAGUACGGCAUCCUGGCCGGGACCCUGGUGUCUGGGCUGAUCCUUCUGCACUCCGUGGCCAGACCCCAGAUGAAGGUGUCAGAGGGGCCGGUGCUGGUCGUGCAGCCGGCCAGUGGCCUGCACUUCCCCGCGGUUGAGGCCCUCCGGGAGGCGAUAGUGAGCCGGGCUCUGGAAGCACCCCGCCCGCGCUGCGCCGUGCUGGACUGCACCCAUGUCUGCAGCGCCGACUACACCGUGGUCCUGGGGCUGGCAGGGCUCCUGGAGGACUUCCGCAGCCACGGCGUCACCCUCGCCUUCGUCGGCCUGCAGGUCCCCGUGCUGCGUGUCCUGCUGUCCGCCGACCUGAGCCACCUCCAGCACUUCCCCACCCUGGAAGAAGCAGGUGGGUGCAGCAGAGUCACCGGGGACGAGCUGGGACAGCCCAGUGUGCCCACACCCUGCAGGCGCAGACCCGCCGGACAGAACCCCGGGGGACGGGAGGGUCAGACGCUCGAGUCUGAGAGUGGGGAGCUCGGGGACGAUGGGGGGACCGUGUGCGCGUUGUCCGGGCCCCUGGUGGCAGGGUCUUGGUUCUCAGGGCUGUGAGUGUCUUCAUGUGAGGUUCGGUUCACGCGAUGACAUGCAUAGCUCUGAACGUCAGUUUGGGUUCUGACGGGCGAAUCUGGCCGGGAUGUAGGACGUUUCCAUCCUUCCAGAAAGUUCCUUCCUCCCUUCCCCAGUGACCCUCGAGGCGGAGCCCCUGUUCUGUUUCUUCCGCCGUAGUCAGCUCUGCCUCUUCCAGAGCUGCGUGUAGCUGGGGUCGUAAGACCUGUCUUCGCAUCUGGCGUCCUCAGCCCCACGUGGCGACGCUGCACACUGCACGCUGCUCUUGCUGGAGCAGCUGAGACACCGGUCGUGGAGGCUGGAUGAGCUGCGGCCCAGCCAGCAAUCGGACAGGGCCUCCACGGCACGGAAAGGGGUGCGGUGCUGACGGGGAUGGGGUGAAACCCGGCCCGGAGCUGGGGAUGCAGCCGGGGACCGCCAGCUCCCUCUGC